This is a messenger RNA of Penicillium manginii, 333 nucleotides long. RefSeq lists its product as uncharacterized. The transcript has a single exon. The record is from RefSeq and is a predicted model, not a curated record. Lineage: Eukaryota; Fungi; Ascomycota; Eurotiomycetes; Eurotiales; Aspergillaceae. The coding region runs from base 1 to 333 and encodes 110 amino acids.
AUGCUCCUCCUUCAAUCAUUUCUUCUUCUCCUACCUCUCUGGACCAUCGGUGUUCUAGCCACUGCCAUUCCACUGCAUGUUAGCGAUAUGCUCUCGGAGCAAAAGGCCAUCGCCGUCGACCAAUCACAACUUUCCGCGCCCAGCUCAACAAUCGACAUCACCUCAGUACCAUCCCAAUCACCCGAAUCGGACCACAAGAACCCCAUUCGCAAUGGUGAUCCCUAUGGCCUCUCGGACUUUGGCAUCGACCCCGCGCACGUCACCUCUGAACAAAUGCAGGCGCUGCGAGAAGCUGGCAUGAUUCGAGAGCUAGAUGAUGAAGUGUCGAGGUGA